Messenger RNA from Lynx canadensis (Canada lynx), 3780 nucleotides. It is a transcript of the gene TMEM231, whose product is annotated as transmembrane protein 231. Lineage: Eukaryota; Metazoa; Chordata; Mammalia; Carnivora; Felidae. The record is from RefSeq and is a predicted model, not a curated record. The coding region runs from base 1106 to 2056 and encodes 316 amino acids. Gene Ontology annotation, cellular component: ciliary transition zone; ciliary membrane. The transcript has 7 exons. Gene Ontology annotation, biological process: cilium assembly; regulation of protein localization.
UUUGAGGUCUUUCCUGGCUCCAUACAAAUUUUAGGAUUGUUUGUUCUAGUUCUGUGAAGAAUACUGGUGUUAUUUGGAUAGGGAUUGCUCAGAAAAGUUUUAAAGCAAGGAUGAGUAGUACCAGACCAUAUAUGUCAAAAUCUUAUGGCUGUUAUUGUCAUCUUAGACUAUGGGGAGGACCCUGGAUAGUUUUCCCAAAUGGUCAUGUCUUGACCUCUCAGGUGUCUGUGUUGUUAGGAUCUCAGCUAUUCUCUUCAUCUAAAAGACAUUUCUAGAUUGCCUUCAAAAUAGAGGCAUCAACUACUGAAUUUUUCUCUGAACACACUACCUUUUGGAACUGCAAUGUGAUCCUUCAGGGCCUCCUUCUGCCACGAAAUACUGGCUGGGGAGGUGGGGGGGCGGUGGUGAUAGUGGUGGAAGCAUUCAAUUAAGUGAUGAGCCAGUGUCAUCUCUGUGGAGGACCCCAGCUUCCCUUAAAACCGGUGGCGAAGCUUGUACCCAGUAUAAGGUAAUGAAGUAUAGCCGAGAACCAUGUAGUAAUUAUCUUUUAUCCCUCGAGGAUCUCAGAGAUUUGUGUCCCGUUUCUCUUUCCUGUUACGGAGUAUAGUGAAAGCAACAAAUUUUGGAGACAAAGGGACCUGGCUUUGGUCUUAGCGGGGCCACCGCCAGAACUACAGCCACAUUUGUGUUUUCCUGUAAUGUGUAGUGUGCUGUGACUGAUUGGACUUAAGUAUGCACAACAUUGGGGAUUAACAGUUGACACAUAAGCAGGUAGUUACUUCAAGUCAACUUUUAGGAAAAUCCUGUUUUGCGCAAGUAUUAACACAGGGGAUGGCGACGAUUCUGGGCUCGGAAACACCCUUUUUCCACUUAGCGUUUGGAAAAGGAACGUAAGGCCGAAAGGAGGUCUAACGCCCACCAGCAGGCACCGCCCCCCCUUAGCCCCACCCCUACCAAGGCCCCGCGUCCUUGCUAUUGGUUCCUUUCGCUGCGCCGUCCGUUGCCGUGGAGACCAAGGCUAUGGCAACCAGGAGAAGCCAAACUUGGUCCUUCCUCUGGAACCGCGAGGGCUCCAGGACAAGGGGCUGGACUCCGCGCGGAGUUCAUGGCGCUCUACGAGCUUUUCUCUCAUCCGGUGGAGCGCGGUUACCGCGCGGGGCUCUGCUCCAAGGCCGCGUUGUUCCUGCUGCUGGCCGCCGUGCUCACGUACAUCCCGCCGCUGCUGGUGGCCUUCCGGAGCCACGGGCUUUGGCUGAAGCGGAGCAGCUACGAAGAGCAGCCGACCGUGCGCUUCCAGCACCAGGUGCUACUCGUGGCCCUGCUGGGACCCGAUCACGGCGGGUUCCUGGCCUGGAGCACGUUCCCCGCCUUCAACCGACUGCAGGGGGAUCACCUGCGCGUCCCGCUGGUUUCGACUCGAGAAGAAGACAAGAACCAGGAUGGGAAAAUGGACGUGUUACAUUUUAAACUGGAGCUUCCUCUGCAGUCCACGGAACAUGUUCUUGGUGUGCAGCUCAUCUUGACUUUCUCCUACCGAUUGCACAGGAUGUCGACAUUCGUGAUGCAGAGCAUGGCGUUUCUCCAGUCCUCCUUUGCUGUGCCAGGGUCCCAGCUCUAUGUGAACGGAGACCUGAGGCUGCAGCAGAAGCAUCCCCUAAGCUGCGGUGGCCUCGACGUUCGGUACAACGUGUCUGUAAUCAACGGGACCAGCCCUUUUGCCCGUGACUAUGACCUCACCCACAUUGUUGCCGCUUACCAGGACAGGAAUGUAACCACCGUCCUGAUGGACUCCAACCCCAUCUGGCUGGUGGGAAGGGCCGCCGAGGCUCCAUUUGUGAUUAACGCCAUCAUCCGGUACCCAGUGGAAGUCAUUUCUUAUCUACCAGGAUUCUGGGAAAUGAUAAAGUUUGCCUGGAUCCAGUAUGUCAGUAUCCUGCUUAUCUUCCUCUGGGUGUUUGAAAGAAUCAAAAGAUUUGUGUUUCAGAAUCAGGUGGUGACCACGAUCCCUGUCACCAUAAUGCCCCAGGGAGAACUGUAUAAGGAGCACUUAUCAUAAGAAGACCAUUUCUGAGAACUAAGCAGGACCCUGGCUACCUCAGCCUUGUCUUCUGGGAACGGCCAUCUUAAGAAAUUUUUGCAAAGAGCUCCUCAUGGACACGUGCCCGUGCGUGUCCUUUUCCUAUCAGAGACAAAGGACAAUCCGUUGUAAGUUUUCUCUACGCAAAUUCCAUGUCUUCUAAGCACCUCCACAAUCUUCAGGGACUAGUUUGUGGAAACAUCCAGAGGUUCCUGAAGGCUAUAAUUUGCUUUUUUUUUUUUUUUUUGCCUUAGACUUGAAUUUCAGGAGAAAACUGCAGUCAGUUCAGAACUCUUGGAAAGAGUCCCAUCUCUGGUCAAGCAAAGACUUUUCCUCUCUUGAACUGAGAAACAUGCUAUGCAUUUCUUCCCACUAUUGUAAACCACUUUUUACUCUUUCAGGCCUCUCUUGUGAGAGAUAUGCAAAUCAGUAGCACUUUCCACUCCUGAGCAUCUAAAUUUCCCAUUCAGAACUUUGGUUUCCAGAACUGAGAGGUCCUUGAGGGGGAGAAUGGGAGCGAGAGAAAGGGAGCGCUGGAGAGCACAUGCACGCACACGUGUCCGGUGGGCGACUCCAGGACACCGGGACCAUCCACCUGCCCUCAGGCUAACAGACAGUGGUCUGUCAUCAGCUGGGCUGAGCAGCCCUUUAUCCCUGCCCUGCUGUGGCUGGCUUUGUGCCCUGCCUUUUGCCCUGUCUGUGCCCCUGGAACAGCAGGCUGAAGCCAGAGUGCUCUUUCGUUCACAGUCCCCUCCGCAACAGUGGGGGAAGUAAGGAUUGUAACAACAGUUUCUUUCUCUCUGGCCCUUACCCAACAGCCUGGACACUUGCCACUCCUCCUCCUUGACAGCCCUCCCCCACUUCUUGAAAAGGACGCGGGUGACAGAGGACCUGUUGUUGGUAUUGGCUCCCACUGCCAACAACCACAGAGUUUGUUUGGAGGGCUAGCAGGAGACCCAGCUACUUGUAUUUCCCGUGAUGAAGGGACAGGGUGCCCGUCAGAGUGAGCAGCUUUGGGGAGAACGAACAAGGUGCACUGAGAGGGUAAAGAGGAUGCUUGCCCGCCCAGGACAGCCUAAUCCGGCCUGGUUGUUAGCAGAAUGACAAGCGGUCCGACAGGAUCAACCUCCUGCCUAAAUGAGUGUCAUCAGGAUGGGACUGCUGAAAUGGGCCUCUGUUGCACACGGAAGGCUAGUUCGCCGUUCCUGGCCUGAGGAAAUGAGCUGUCCUCAAAGGACAGAUGGAUCUGCUUUAUGAUCCCAAGAUGUCACUGGCACUGGAGACACGCCUGCUCUGAACCAUGCUUCAGGCCCACCCACCCACACACUCCUCUACACGUGUAUGCCUCAGUUUACCUUGGAGAUUCAGUUCUCAUUUCCAAAGCACCUUUUCUUUCAGGCUGACCAAGAUAAGAGUUUUGGAAACAGCCGCUUUGAAGUAUUCAAGCACAAAACUAGCUUAACACUGGCCCCUCUGCCUUGUCUUUUACUAUCUAGGGCUGUUUAUAUACCUACACAUUUUUUCUUGGGAUUUAAAUGAAAAAUGGUUUUUGGUUUGAAUCACAAAAAGGUAAGGAGAAACGGGAAGAUAGCUAAAGACAUGAAUUAACACCGCUUUGCAUUUUGUUAAAUUAUUUUCAGGCAGAACUUGUAUAAAGAACCAUGAUAUUUUGUACCUUUCUAAUUAAAACAUUCAAAAUGGAA